AUGGAUCGUGAUUCUCCCUUUGCCGAUCCCGACCGCUCUGAUCCGCUGCCUGCGCCCUCCAACACCCUCAAAGCUUCGAUCUUUGCGCAAUCCCGCAUCGUACAUCCCUCAACCAGCGUAUAUAACCAAUUCGGUCGGCAUCGUCACGAUGACAUCGGCCAAGAAUCGUUCCACGAAGGCAUACAGCCUAGUGUAGCCUCGCUCGCGAAUUUGCAAGGUUCAUAUACAGCUAAAAGCAUCCACCCUCACCAUUCGGCGAUUGGUCUACGCAAUAGUAGCUACGAUGAUCAUGGUGACGAUGCUGACGAGCAGGACCCCGAGGAUCUGCUCUCGGACGAAGAGCUCGGAUUGAUAGCUGGCGAUGCUCGAAACCCUUCUGCGUCGCUAUCGUACGCCUCGAACCGGUCCCGCAAACGUCGAACCAACCCUUCCGAUCCUCGCUCGCGUGCCUCUGCUGUCGGUGGUCUGAGCGCGAAGCAAAAGGCGCUGUGGAUGUGGGCCAACGUCGACAAUCUGGAUGCGUUUCUGCAAGAGGUGUACGCCUACUAUGUUGGUCGCGGCGCCAUCUGCAUUGCGCUUUCGCGUUCGCUCAACCUGCUCACCGUCGCCUUUGUGAUUUGUUUCUCGACGUUUCUGUUUGGAUGCAUCGACUAUUCUAGCAUUCGCCACGACGGUCAGCUGAGCGAUGUCAUCGUAGGCCACUGCGUCGCCGGCUUUUCUCCCUUUGCUACACUGGUUGUUGUACUGCUUCUAGCCGCAUUUGGCUGGCAAGCGGUGCAAUUCGUGCUCGGAUUGUCGAGACUCAGAGCCAUGCAUCGCUUCUACGAACAGCUGCUGGGCAUUCCGGAUGCGGAUGUCCAGUCCAUCCCAUGGCACGAGGUGGUGAAUCGGCUGUCGGCUCUGCGAGACCAGCAUCCCACCACGUCGCUCAGCUCGGCCGACGAGAUGGAGCUGGGCCAACGUACAUCUUCAUCGCUGCGUCGGUCUCAUCCGCAGCCGUUGGAUGCACACGACGUAGCAAACCGCAUCAUGCGUCAGGAGAACUACCUGAUCGCUCUGUUCAACGAAAACAUUCUCGACCUCUCUGUGCCCGGCUUGCGCAGCAGGAGCCCAUCGUUGACACGCAGUCUGGAAUGGAACCUCCACUUUUGCUUGCUCGGCUUUCUGUUCGAUUCGAACGGACAGGUGCGACAUGCCUUUCUCUCGGAACGCUACCGUGCCGACCUGAUCGAGGGACUUCGACGUCGAUUUCUGUUUAUGGCUGUGGUAAACGCGAUCUUUGCACCGUUUAUCGUGCUGUACCUGCUUCUGUACUCGUUCUUUCGCUACUUUGAAGAGUACCACAAGGACCCUUCGAACCUUGGAUCGCGGCAGUAUACGCAAUACGCACGAUGGAAGUUUCGCGAAUUCAACGAGCUGCCGCACCUCUUUCGAAGGCGAUGUCGCACGUCGUAUGUGGCUGCAUCCAAGUACAUGGACCAGUUUCCGAAGGAGAAGACGGCGAUCGUUGCGCGCUUUGUGGCAUUUGUGGCAGGCUCAUUUACCGCGGUGCUCCUGCUGGCAUCCGUGAUGGAUCCGGAUGUGUUUGUGCACUUCAACAUUACGCCACAGCGCAAUGUGCUGUUCUACAUUGGCGUGUUUGGUGCGAUUCUGGCAGUCGCGCGGGGCAUGAUUCCAGACGAGCAUGUGGUGUUUGAGCCCGAGGCGAUGCUGCGCGAGGUGAUCGAGCAGACACACUACCUGCCGCAAGACUGGAAGGGACGCUUCCAUUCGGCGCAAGUUCACCAAGCAUUUGGACAGCUGUAUACACUCAAGAUUUACAUUUUUCUGCAGGAGCUGCUAAGCGUAGUGACGACACCGUUUGUGCUUUGGCUGUCGUUGCCAGCGUGCGCACCGGAUCUGAUCGAUUUCCUGCGCAAGUAUACGGUCCAUGUGGAUGGGCUAGGGCAUGUCUGUUCGUUUGCCGUCUUUGACUUUGCGCGACAGCCCACAGCGAGCACAAUGGGGGGAGCGGCGGCAAAAGGGAUUCACAGGCAGCAGCAGCAGCAGCAACAACAACAACAACAAAGUGGCGGUAGUGGAAGGACGAGAGCGCCGAGAAACGGCAUGAGCCAAGCAAAGAUGGAGCAAAGCAUAUUGGGGUUCAGAGCGAACCAUCCGGAUUGGGACCCGGCGGCGCACGCCAGCACAGCAUCAAUACAGCGUGUAGAUGACGACGCAGGCGCGACGACGUUGCAGUACGGACAUGGCGAUGGACGAUCCACAUCGGAUGCACCUACCGGCGUCGGCGCAGGAGCAAAAGUCAAGGACCUCAUAGACCACAUUUAUCGCGGUAGCGGCGGUGCAGCCGGUGCGAGCCGAUGGUAA
Mycosarcoma maydis (corn smut) is the source of this 2367-nucleotide messenger RNA. RefSeq lists its product as uncharacterized. NCBI's taxonomy places the organism in Eukaryota, Fungi, Basidiomycota, Ustilaginomycetes, Ustilaginales. The record is from RefSeq and is a predicted model, not a curated record. The coding region runs from base 1 to 2367 and encodes 788 amino acids. Gene Ontology annotation, cellular component: autophagosome; phagophore assembly site. Gene Ontology annotation, biological process: autophagy of mitochondrion; protein localization to phagophore assembly site. The transcript has a single exon.